Molecule: messenger RNA, 990 nt
Organism: Magnolia sinica
Lineage: Eukaryota; Viridiplantae; Streptophyta; Magnoliopsida; Magnoliales; Magnoliaceae
Product: thylakoid lumenal 15.0 kDa protein 2, chloroplastic
Exons: 6
Coding region: 49-702 (217 amino acids)
Source: RefSeq, a predicted model, not a curated record
ACGAUUCAAGUACAAACCAGAAGUUCUCUACGGUAACAAUAUCAUCUCAUGGCGUUUCUCCUCCCUUCUUCAGCUCUCUCAUUCCACAAACCCCUCAAGAAAUCGCCUCCCCUCUCCUCAAAAUCCCCUCCAAUUCCAAAUCCGCCCAGAUUCAAGAAAUGGGUUUCCGACUUUCAAUCCAAAUCCCUCAAAUUCGCCUUCUCCGGGGCUCUCACUCUCGGAUUAUCUCUCACCGGACUUGGAUCUGCUGAUGCCAAAGUUGGGGUUAACAAGCCAGAAUUGCUCCCAAAAGAGUUUAGUCCAGUUAUUGAUGUAGCUGGCUUCCUCUCUACGGGCCAGGAGAACCGACUUGUCCAAGAGAUUGCUAAUCUUGAGAAGGAUACUGGAUUUAAGCUCAGAGUUCUGGCACAGAAUUAUCCUGACACACCAGGAUUAGCAGUGAGAGAUUUCUGGCAAGUGGAUGAUAGAACUAUUGUUUUUGUCGCGGACCCCACCUUUGGCAAUAUCUUGAACUUCAAUGUUGGAGCUUCAGUUGAUUUAGACAUACCUCGUAGCUUUUGGAGUCGCUUGGCGGGCAAGUAUGGUAAUAUUUUUUAUUGGAAAGAAAAGGGAGAAGAUGCAUCUAUUGAAGCUGCUGUUAUGGCAAUAUCAAAUUGCUUAAGAGAACCUGUGGGCCAAAGUAACUGCUCUGAGGUGAAGUAAAAUCAUUCAGCUUGUAAAAUCAGAAAUGGCUGCAGAAACAGUUCAUAUGAAAAUUUUCAUCACCUUCCAGUGCUAAAGAUCACAUAACAUAGUGAUCGUGGGUCACUUUGGUUGCAUAACCCUUUUGUGAGUACCCUUAUGUGCCCUCAUUGUCCAAUUGUGACUAACAGUGAUUUCUACCAUUUGUAAUUUGAUCCUUUUCUAUAAUGGAUUAAUGAAUCUUCAUACUGAAAAUUUAUUUCUGAUGACAAAUGUCUUCUAGCUAAUAACUGGCAGUUUGUUGAGGCA